Messenger RNA from Malania oleifera, 2510 nucleotides. RefSeq lists its product as uncharacterized. The transcript is spliced from 6 exons. The coding region runs from base 112 to 2046 and encodes 644 amino acids. The record is from RefSeq and is a predicted model, not a curated record. Lineage: Eukaryota; Viridiplantae; Streptophyta; Magnoliopsida; Santalales; Ximeniaceae.
UCACACACACACACACACACACACACACACAUUUGUCUCCUUCCACCGCCUUUGAUAAAUUUCUUCCACUCGGUCUCUCUUUCUCUCUCACUUGCUUGCUAGCUCAAAGAAAUGGCAGUCUCUUCGAAGAAAGCCUCACAGAAUUCUAAUAUGUUGAAGAUUCAAGCUUGUAUUGAUGAUAAAGAGAAUGAUUUGUUUAAUAAAUGCUGGAAGCGUCUACCCAAAGAAACCAUUAUCAAGAUGGUGAAUCACUUGCAACAGAAGUUGAAUGUUCCCUCACCAAUACAAUGGUCAGAUGAAGGCACCAUAAAGGAUGUGCUUAUGAAAAUUCCAAUAUCACUUUCACAAAUAAGGAGUUGUAGCAUUGGAAAUACUCCUAUAAGGAUGGAAGAGAAAACUUGUGAAACAUAUGAUUUGAUGGAAGAACAACACCGUAGCAAUGAAAAUGACAUCUUCUUUUUGUUGCCUUUGUCUGAGCGGCACAAAGAUUGGUUCUCUCAGAAAAGGAAACGCACCAGCGGAAGAUAUGAUACGUACUAUUGCAAUCUGUGGUCGAACUCUGUCUUUCGAUCGAGAGUUGAGGUGGUCAAAUACAUAUUUUUUGAUACUUCACCAGAGAAGAACAAAAAAAAGGAAACCACAAAGUCUAAAUCAACUAAAAAAUCAGAAGACACUCCGCCACCAGGAUUUGAAGUGCCAAGAUAUGCUCCAUCAAAGAAAAGGACUUCUUCAAAGAAGAACUUAUGCAUCCCAUCUGAAUCUUAUGAUGAAGAAAUGCCCCAAACUCCUGCAGAAUUUUUGGCUGUAGCAUAUAGAAAUCUUCAAAAUUGUAGCAACAAAAGGAGAAAUCGAGGUUUUGAUCAUAAUACUAGUGGCUAUCCAAAGGUGGAUGCUAAGGAAGUCCCAUCCUACUCUUGUGAAGACAAGCAUCAUAUCCAUGUAGUUAGGGAGUUCUUCGCUACAACCUAUGGCAACCUCCUUAGCUAUGACCAUGAUGAAAAUAAGAUGGAUGAGAGUUUUAGUGAAAAUGAUGACCCAAAGGAAUGUGGGAAAGAAAAAUCUCAUGGCUAUUAUGAUGAAGAAAUAGAAGAAAAAGAAGAAGUACUCAAUGUGGUCAAAGAAGUUCUAGAUACAACACAUAAUGAAAAAACCGAUCAAGGUUUUGAAAUAAUCAGUGAGCCAGUGAUGGAUAUAAUGUUCCCAUGUGUUGAUCAAAGUAAGGAAGAAACCCCCGAUAUGGAAGAAAAAAUCGAAGUGGUUGAGGAACAAAAUGAGCAAAAAGAAAGUAAAUCUCAUGAUCAUUGUGAUGAAGAAAAAGCAAAAAAAGAAGUACUCAAAAUAGACGAAGAAGUUCUGGAUAUAGAAGAUAAUGAAAAAAUUGAUCAUGGUUUCGAAAUAAUUGAUGAGGCAUUGAUGUUCCCAAUUUUUGAUGAAAACAAGGAAGAAACCCCCAAAUUGGAAGAAAAAAUAGAAGUAGUUGAGGAACUUGGGGAUGCAGCAAAGAUUGCAAAGGUGGAUGAUGAUCAAUUCUUUUACGGAAUUGAUGAAUUAGAAAUGGAUAUAUUGCUCAAAAAGGAAAAAACACCUGAAAUGGUUGAGGAACCAAGGGAUGGAGCAAAGAUUGAUGAUCAUGUUUUUUAUGGAAUUGAUGAACUAGAAAUAGAUAUAAUGCUUGAAAAGGCUAAAAAACCUGAAGCGGUUGAAGAAUUUCCAAAGGGAGCAGAUACUAACAAGGCGAAUCAAAGCGUUGAGAAAAACAGUGAACCAGAGGCAGAUAUAAGACCCAAAAAUGAAUUCAACAACUUUGAAAAAUUUCUUGAUGUUGCCCAUGAUAGUCUCUUUCAACUGCAUGAUUUCUUCAAUGGGCAACUUGAAAUCCCACAAGGAUUGAGCAUAGAAAUGGCAGUGGAAGAAUUACAAGGAGGAGGGGCUUGUUUUAGCCAGUCAACUAUUGACAAUGGCUAUGUUUUAGACCAGUUUGGGGACAACCUCUUCUCGAAUGAAUCGAUAAGCAAGGAUUUUGAAUCCAUGUUUCAAACCCUAUAAAGGAAACUAAAGCCAACAAUUGACGAAUAUACAGUGAUAGAUGGAUCGACUCUAGCAUUUAAUUUGUUGCAGUUAUAUUAUUAGUGGCGGUAGCUAGGUUGUGUGUGGUUUGGCAUAUUAUAUAAUGAUGAUGAUUAUAUGGACAUCAUUGGGUAUGUACUUUUAACUAUAAACCUUCUAGCUUGUUGUUGGAUUUGGAUGUUUCAAGUACUCUUGCCUAGUUUGCAUGUACUUAAAUGCUUUCAGGUUUGAUCAACAUCUAUGUUUCCUUGAUCAAUAGUAGCUUUUAGUUGUAUGGUAAGGUCUCUUAUUGUUAUCACAGGGAACACAUACUAUUGGUUAAGAACCAACAUGGCUUAAAACUUAAGCCAUUAAAUUGUGAGCCCAUAAAAACAAGAAACUCUCCCUUUUCAUUUAUUUUCUAAUAUGGAAUAUUCAAUAUAUAUUUACAUUUGUUUGUGUGU